AUGAAUCAGAGUGCUGUGAUUGGUGGAUUAAAGGCUUAUCAUGCUCACAAGAUCUCGGUUUUGUCGGUCACCGCUCAGGGUGUGGAGAGCUCUGACAGCACAGCUCUGACUGUUGUCACAGAACCCCAUAGAGUCCAGAUAGCCGUCCCUUAUGCAGUUGGCACACACUCUGUGGAGCUUUUUGUGCAGAUGCCAGCAGACAGCUUUUAUGAUGGCAUCACAAUUACCUACCAAAAUAAUCAAUCCUGGUCACGAGCAUGCAAAGACGGCACCAAACUGACAGUGGAAAAGCUGAGUCCAGGGACGCAGUAUGACUUUGAUGUGUUUGUGACCAGCAGAGAUGCCAGAAGUGAAGGUUUGGCUCCUCCCACUCAUGUGCAUGCUGGUGUUGUGACUGACAGCUCCAUUGAGCUCCUGUGGGACAGACCUGAAGGAGAAGGCCACUAUUAUGAGGCACUGUGUAUGAACUGCGCUGAUACUGUCAUGGUGCAGAAGGUUGUGGAUACGAGGGCAGUUUUUAAAGAUGUUAUCGCAGGAAAGCUGUGCAACAUUUCAGUCAGAACCGAGAAGGAGUUUUUCAGGGAUAGUCCAGCAGUGUACCUCACCAUUAGAGCUGUUCCCGAAGCUCCCGAUGACCUCAUAUUCAUUGAACAGGAAGUGAACAGCAUGUUUGUGAUGUGGACACGCCCACCGGGCAGAGUGGAUGGGUAUAGGUUUCGAUAUGGACUCACAGAUCACCAUCCUCUUCAGCACCAGCUUGAUCUUCACGAAAGCAGUGUCAGCAUUCAUGAUUUGACCCCAGGAAGUGAUUACAGCUUUGAUAUCCAGUCCUUCCUAGGGUCCGAUUUCAGCCAGACCACAUCCAAAAACAUCUCUACAAGACCAGCCGGUGUCUGUUCGCUCUUUGUGUCUGAUGUAAAUGUCACGUCCGCCACAGUGUCCUGGGCUGCAGCCGCUGGAGGGUUUGAUUUUUAUAGAGUGAUUGUUAGAAACAGCUCUCAUAAGUGGACGAUAGACGCGAGUCCACACUUGCAGGAGGUCACAGUCAGCGGCCUGUGGAGCGGCUGCUCAUACAACACCACUGUACAGAGAUUCAGAAACACCAUCAGUGGAGCCGCUGCCACCAUCAACAUACACUCAGUGCCUGCCAGUCCUGAGGGCCUGCGUGUGAUAAGUGUGUCACCUCGCUCUUUCUCACUCCACUGGUUGGCAUCACCUGGAUGUGAGAAGACGUACCAGGUCCAACUUUAUCCUGACCACGGCAAUAUCAACAUUACCACCGACACAGCGGACAACAACGUCCAGGCUCAAGUGUCCAGCGUCACCCCAGGAACGUCUUACACCGUGACGGUCAAUGCAGUGGCUUCAUCAGGCUUCAGUUCUCCUGUCAGCCGAAUACUGGUCACCACUAUUGAGUCCUUACCAGCGGCCCCCUCUAAACCUGAAGGUGAACGGGUCGGUUCCACCGGCAUCCUGCUGUCCUGGCGGAUGCCGAUGCCUCUCGACCCCUCCAUUCACUCAUUCGUCAUCAGAUAUAAGGAGAUGUGUCCAUAUCCAGACCCCAGCUUCACGGAGAUCACCAAGAGCCUGGACAUCCCAGAAACCCUGCUGAACACACUCACCCCUGGAGCCACAUACAACAUCAAGGUUGCGGCAGUGAAUAAAGCAGGAGUUGGACCAUUUAGCCAGUCUCUGUACUACAAAACAGCAGAGGCCCCUCCUGGUCUGGUGUCGAAUCUCACAGCGUUUGCUGAGGAUCACACAUCAGUCAUUGUGACCUGGUUUCUCCCUGUACGUAUUAAUGGCCUCAUCACUAAGUUUGCAGUGAAAGUCAAGCAUGCUCGAACAGGCCAGAUCGUCCGCACGAAGGAACUGAACGCUGAGGAUAUCAUGAACGGAGCCUUGCCUCACUGCAACGAUGCUGCAGAUAUUUUAUCCCGUGGGACUCCGAGCCCAUCCCAGACUUCCCAGUUGACAUCUGCUGUGUUGCCCCCGAUUACACUGUCAGCAGUUCCACCCGCCUCCAUCUGGAGUGUACCAAUCAGUGUGAAGAUUGAUGAGCUCCGCCCCUACACUCCUUAUGUGUUUGAGGUCUCCGCCUUCACCAGUGACGGGGAGGGCCAGAUCGCCAGCACUAUGGUCCGCAUGCCAGAGGCUGCCCCUGAAGACCCACCGCAAAAUGUAGUUUUAAGAAACAUUACUUCUAAAUCCGUGUCUCUAACUUGGGAGCCUCCAAAGAUCAUCACAGGACGCUUCAGUUAUGUUAUCCAGCUUCACAGCUCUGAAGGGUUGAUUAGUGAGAACAGCACAAUCGAUCAGAUGUUUAUUUACACUGGACUGACUCCAUACACAACAUACUACAUCCAUGUGAUGGCCAAAUCAGCAGGUGCCGCAGGACCAGCAGCAGUGAUCAACAUUACAACACUAGCAGAAGUACACUGCAAGGUGUGUUCAUACUUGUGUGUUUUUAUUUCCAUGUCAGCCCCGAGCGCAGUGUCUCUUCUGAAAGCAGAGGCUGUGGACUCCACAUCAGUCCGUCUGUCCUGGCGAUCCCCAAUCCAACCCAAUGGUCUGAUCACUCACUACCGCAUUCUGGUGCUGUACCAUGAUACACUUGUACAGGACAUCACCCUGAGAGGACAGAAUCUCAUUUCUCCACUUCGUCGCAAUGCAAGGUCACUUGACUUCACCACAGAAUCUGUGUUUACUCUUACCUCACAUGAAACAUUUUCCACUCUGGGUCGUGAUUUUACCAACACUGAUACAGAAGCACCAUCAGCCCUUCCUCUGACCCCGAGUACCCCCCACACUCCUCCACCAUGGCUCACGGUGACCCACGACAGAACCGACGCAUCCGUUCAGACUCAGACUGAUGCUGUAACUGAAGACCUGACGACUGAACACCCACCUGUCACUCCAGGCACUGACCAAUCAUCUGUGAACAUAAGCCCCUCCCACCCACAUCGAGUCACCAGGUCGACUGGCUCAGACUCCACCCAGCAGGAGACCAACCCUCCAAUCAGUGCAGCCACCACUGUCGGCAUAGAGAUCCUACCAGCCACUGAGGUGUCAGCAGACCUGUCAUCUGAUCAAAUCACGCAUGUGGUUCGAAGACUGAGUCCGUUCACCGAAUACAAAUUUAGCGUGUCAGCCAAAAACAUCAUUGGGGAAGGACCUUCCACCGAAGUUACAGUGAAAACAAAUGAACAGGUGCCCAGCUCUGUUCAGAAUGUGUCCUAUCAGAACCUGUCGUCUACAUCCAUCCGUGUUUCAUGGGAGCCGCCGCUAAACCCUAACGGCAAGAUAACACACUAUGCUGUGUAUGCGCAAAAUCUGCUUACUAACCAAGAGUUACGACAGAUGACGGACACCACCACUGCUGUCCUCACAGGUCUGGACAAGUACAGCAGCUAUAAGGUGCGAGUGGCGGCGUCCACUGCUGUGGGAGAAAGUCCUCUAACCAAUGAAGACUACAUCUACGUUGUGACACUAGAGGAUGUGCCGGAUUCGCCCCCACGGGGUCUGACCAUAGUGAAAACCACCUCCUCCACCGCUACACUCUCCUGGUCUCCACCCGAGAAGCCCAACGGCAUCAUCCGCAUGUAUGAGAUCUCCUACACCAACGGCACAUACAGUAACACAGUCAACAGCACAUCGGCCAGUGCAACGCUCCGAUACCUGAAGCCACACACACACUACAAUGUGACUGUCCGUGCAUUUACACUACUCGGACAUGGAGAGCAGAUUUCUGAAACACUACAGAUGCUGUCAGGAGAGGAUGUGCCUGGCAGUCCCCCUUAUGAUCUGUCCUAUGAGAGCAUCGGCUCCAGCUCAGUGAACGUAUCCUGGUCUCCUCCACUCCUCGCAAACGGUGUCAUCCUCUUCUAUAAUGUGGAAUACUGGAACGCCACACAAAGCCUGAACCAAACCACACACAUGCCAUACAUCGUCCUGUCUAACCUGCGAAAAUAUGCACACUACCGCAUCAGCGUCCAGGCAGCCACACAGGUGGGCAUGGGCAACCACACCAGCGAGAUCCUCAACAUCACCACACUGGAGGACGGUGAGUGUCUGCUUUGUUUUUCCCAAACAGUACCCAGUUCUCCUCCAAAAUUCCUAAUUGCCAGGAAAUUGUCAGAUACUGAGGUAGAGUUGUCCUGGGAGGCCCCGGAGGAGGCCAACUCUGAGAUUUUAUACUACAUAGUAAGAGUGUGGAAUCUGAGCACUGAGUUUGUGGCCAAUGUGACGGAAACAUCAGUAGUUGUGAGUGUGGAUGGACCGGGUCAGUAUAACGCCUCUGUGAGCAGCUGGACUCGACUCGGGGAUGGAGGAUUGCUGAUUUACAUCACAUUCAGUACUAUAGAAUCAGCCCCCUCUGACCCUCCACAGGAUGUAGUAUACACACUCCUUACCAUCAGUACAGUGCGUCUCAGCUGGAGACCCCCAAAUGAACCCAACGGCAUCAUUCAGUACUACACCAUCUACUACACAGACAAUAAUACAGAGUACACAGAGAGGGUUCCUGGUUCAGAGCACCAGCUGCUGUUGUCUGAUCUGCAGGCGGGACAGGACUACAGUGUAUGGAUGAGUUCCAGCACCUCUGUUGGUGAUGGGGGAUUGUUCAGUCCCUCUCUAAACUUCACCACCUUAGAGGACGGUCAGUCUCCUCACUCACUCAGGGGAGAAGCGCAGCUCUGCACCACUUUUCCAACUGAUUAUACCUCCAAAAAAAUCGCACUGAAACUGCCGAGUGGUCCCGUCCACAACCUCAGCGCCACCAUCUACAGCUCCACAGCGGUGGUGAUCAGCUGGGAUCCUCCUCUGGAGCCCAAUGGUAGAGUUUACUACCAGCUGAGCCUGCAGGAGGCGGGCAUCACCCACCCGUCCAUCAACCGCACAGUCAACAUGACCAUCACCAAAACCACCACCGACACCAUCUACCUCUUCACCAAGCUCAGGAAGUAUUUCCCCUACAUCAUAAACGUCACACCAGCCACGAGUGCAGGAUCCGCUGUAAACCACACUACAAUGCUACACCUGCGGACAGAUGAAGAUGUUCCGAGUUCUCCUCCAUUGUCUGGAUCAAACAAGAAUCUCUCCAGCACCUCCAUCCAGGUGUCGUGGUUUCCCCCAGUGGAGGCUAAUGGCGAGAUUAUAGAGUAUGCUGUGAAUUUACAGGGUCCUUCCACCUCCAACAAAAACUACACCUCUGAGACACAUCUGGUGCUGUCAGAACUCACUCCGUUUACACCAUACAAUCUCUCCAUCGCUGCGGUCACUCGUGUCGGUACCGGCCCCCCGGUGGUUCUUUCACUACAUACUGAUGAAGCAGGCCCGAUGUCUCCGCCACGCAAUCUGACUAUAUUUAACCACACUGCAAAUUCAGUGUGGCUUCAGUGGGAACCAAGUCCAGAGCCGAAUGGAGUUGUACAGCUUUACGGAUUCAGAAUACUGGAAUUGAAUACAGACUCUUUCAGAUACCAGAACUCAUCUGAUGCGUCCACACAAGCAGAACUGGGUGGCUUCAAACCUCAUAAUUCAUAUGAAAUCAGUGUGUGCACAUUCACUAGAGCAGGAAAUGGAGAUCAGUACAGCCUGCCUGUCUUAUUCACCACCAAUGAAUCAGUGUCAGAUGCUGUUGGGAAUCUGAGCUGCUCUGGAUUGGAUUGGGAUUCAGUCUACAUGGAAUGGGAGCUUCCGGAUCACCCUAAUGGAGAGAUCCUGUAUUACCUCAUUCGCUCUGGAGAUCUGGAGGAUGAGGCUCACCCUGUGGUCCUCACACACACUGUGGCUCACACGCUCACUGGCCUUUCACCUCACGCUUUCUACCUCAUCACUGUGGCUGCAGUAAAUUCAGCCGGUGUGGGAGAAGAAGCAAACUGCAGCGCACACACUCCACCAGAGUCAGUCGUACAUAAAAAAGGGGUAAACUAUGUGCCCUUUAAUGUUGAAUCGUUUCAGGCAGUACAGAAUUGCUUCUUUUUUUGCGAUGUAUUGGCAUCUCAAUCUUUUCUAUCUUUACAUUCCUCUUUACAUUCACAAACACAAAAAAUUCAACACUGUUUUCUUUCUCCUUCGGCAGUUCCCGGUCCCUCCCAUUCGCUGACCGUUACGGACGUCACCUCUGACAGUGUGUCUGUAAGCUGGCAGCGUCCCGUUCAUGUGCCAGGUCUUUUGCAGGGUUACAAUGUAGAGAUCGAGCAAUUAUCCAGAAACUGUGAGCGGCAGCAGCAGCAAGUGGAGUCUUGUAUGGAGGCUCAGAUCUUGGAAUGGGUUGAAGGAGAAACCACCAGAGCCACACUGACCUCUCUGCUCAAAUACAGACAGUAUCGUAUCAGGGUCGUGGCCUUCACCAGAGCUGGAGCCGGAGAGCCUUCAGAGUGGAUCUACACACAGACGCUCGCAGGAAACCCUGACGCUCCUCCUGGCGCUAUCUCUGUGGUUCCUUCUGCCAAUGGGUUGAAGAUUGAGUGGGACAAACCAUCAGUCAUCUCGGGGCCCACAUCAUACAUCAUCGACAUCACUGCUCUGGACGGUUCGGGAUAUAACAUAACUUUAGUGCGGCAUUCAGAAGAGAUCAGGACAGUGAUUGUCGGGAACCUGAGUGCAUUUACUCUGCACUCUGUUACCAUCACCGCCUUCACCGGGCCACUCUCCAACGCUCGCAGAGACGGCAAAGCAUCUGAACCUGUCCUCAUCAGAACCUUGGAGGAUGAGCCCAAAGAUCCUCCAAAAAACGUGACAUUGACAGUGAUUCCGGAGGAAGUGACGCGUGUUUAUGUAACAUUCUCCCCACCGGAUGAGCCAAAUGGAAACAUCAGCGCAUAUCGUGUCGACAUCUACCGCAACGGGCAGCUGGACUUCUUCAUCAACAGCCUGUCUGUGAUCAGCAACCCAAAUAAUACCAUGACAGCCAUAAUUGAUGGAUUAAAAGGUGGAUUUAAUUACAGCAUAAGGAUAGCAGCUGUGAAUGGAGCAGGUUUUGGACCAAGUUCGGAGGUUCAUGUCACCACAGGUGUGAAAGCUCCUCCCAAACCGAAGAAGACGCCGCGGGCAGCUCUGAACAGUGCUGGUGUCAUCAUCUCAACCUCCAAGACCAUCACCAUCGAAAUGCCUGAAUGUUUCUUCACUGAUGACCAUGGACCAAUUCAGAAAGUCCAGGUCAUAGUUUCUGAACCCGCAGUGAUGGACUACGGUAAUCUAUCCAACUGGAAGAGUGUUUUCCUCCACCCCACUGCUCCAUACCUGACAGACGAUGGCUUCCUGAACCCAGAGUGCCCUAAAAAUUCUGAGCGCAUGAGCUCAAGCACUAAGACGUAUGUUAUAGGAGAAGACGAGGGCUGCCUGUCUGAAGAUGCAGAGACGCUUUGUAACGGACCUCUGAAACCCAAAACACAUUAUGUGUUCAAAUUUCGAGCGACAAACAUACGUGGCCAGUUCACAGACUCUGAGUACUCAGACAAAGUCAGAACUGCAGAUGACCGCUUGCUGACCAGAGAUGAGCAGAUCAUCCUUGGAGUCUUGCUGUCAUUUUUUCUGGCGUUGUUUUUAAUUCUGAUUAUAUAUGGAUCUGUGAAGAUCCACCGGAGGAAGAAGGAAGGAGGGACGUAUUCGCCACGCCAAGCCGAGAUUAUUGAGACCAAAUUCAAGCUGGAUCAGCUCAUCGCUGUGGCCGAUCUGGAGCUCAAAGAGGAGAAGAUUAAUCGGCUGCUAAGUUACAGGAAAUCCCUCAAGCCAAUCAGUAAGAAAUCGUUUCUUCAGCAUGUGGAAGAUCUUUGUGCCAACGACAACGCCAAGUUUCAGGAGGAGUUUGCUGAGUUGCCGAAGCUGCUGCAGGAUCUGGCCACAUCAGACGCUGACCUGCCUUGGAAUCGCUCCAAAAAUCGCUUCACAAACAUCAAGCCCUACAACAAUAGCCGAGUGAAGUUGCUGUCUGAGCCAGGAAUGCCGGGUUCUGACUACAUCAAUGCCAGCUUCGUCUCUGGCUAUCUGUGUCCUAAUGAGUUUAUAGCCACUCAGGGCCCUCUGCCGAGCACCGUCGCAGAUUUCUGGAGGAUGAUUUGGGAAACUGGGACUAAAACCAUCGUCAUGCUUACUCAAUGCUUUGAGAAGGGCCGGAUCCGCUGUCAUCAGUACUGGCCGGAGGACAAUAAACCAGUCACUGUUUUUGCUGACAUCAUAAUCACUAAACUCACAGAGGACGUGCGUCCUGAUUGGACGGUGCGGGCACUCAAAGUGGAGCGGCAUGGCAGCUACAUGAUUGUCCAUCACUUUAACUACACCUCAUGGCCAGAACACGGCGUUCCCGAAUCCAGCUCCACACUUGUCCAGUUUGUCAAAGCCGUUCGCUCCAACAGAGGCCAUGAAAACACUACCAUCGUGGUCCACUGCAGUGCUGGUGUGGGCAGGACUGGAGUGUUUAUAGCACUGGAUCAUCUCAUCCAGCAUUUGCGAGAUCAUGAAUUUGUUGACAUAUACGGCCUGGUCGCAGAGCUGCGCAGUGAGAGGAUGUGUAUGGUGCAAAACCUGGCUCAAUACAUGUUUCUCCAUCAGAGCACUCUGGAUCUGCUGUCGGCCAAAGGAAACAGUCAGUCCAUAUGGUUUGUCAAUUACUCCGCUCUGGAGAAGAUGGACUCGCUGGAUGCAAUGGAGGGUGACGUUGAAUUGGAGUGGGAAGAGACGACCAUGUAGCCGGGACUCUUGUUCGCUGUCAGUUUUUGAAUCUGGUGAGGAAAACAUGGGACACACGCUCGUGAAUCCUUACACAGACGCUGGGACUUUGGACCCUGGGGCCAAAACACACCGAGCAGAUAAAAUGAGGAAUAGUUGAUUCAGAAGCAAACCGAUCGUCUCAUUUGUAUGCAGAAGACACUCUCAAAGUUUUUGUUCAACUUCUGUAAUGGCUUUAUCUCUGCCUACAGUAGAAUACGGUACACCGCCAGCUUAAGGAAUCAAACCGGAUUAGACAGAAUUAUGUCUGUUGUUGAAAAAAAGUACACAUAUUCAGCAGUCUGGGGUGAGAGAGAGGGCUUUUAUGUCCUGUAUUAUGCGCUGUAUUAUCAAACACAAUUGCUAGGAAUGGGAGUUGAUCAUGUUUAGGGGAUGAAUUAUGAGAUUAUUUUAAUAGUGUGGCAGUUUUUAUGUAACGUAAGCAUACCCACUCUUCCCCGCAUCAAGAAUGAAAACUAUAAUUUACACAAUAACCUUUGUGUGCUGUUGGGGAUGUUUUCGUCCACUCUAUGGGGAUUUUGAGUCUUAAUUUGGCCAUAACUUUCUCUGUGUUACAGUUAGCAGAAUAAUUGUUGGUGGACAUACAUUUUUGGAAAAUGCUUUGAAAUUUAAAUUAGAAAGCCCAACGAUACAAUCUGGGCAUAUUUACUAGCCUUUUGUUAUGUUCAGGAUGAAAACAUCCACUGAAUUAAACUGCUGUAAAAGUGCAUCAGAUUCAUAUAUAUAUAUUUUUUUUGCAUGAACCUGUUAAUCAAUCUCACUCCUGAUUAAAACUACUAAAUUGUUAAAAGAAAAUUACAGGAUUUUAACUCUUUAAUUGCCAAAUUUAUAAAUUGUGAAACUGAUUUGGUGAAAAAAAAAAAGAUGUAUUUUCAAUAUAAAAGUAAUUGUGGACUGGAUUUUUUAAAACUUUCUUGGACAUGUGAAAGAUUAGUAACAACAUUGCCUUUGAUGCAUUGUUGGUUUUUGUGCAGCAUAAGAUUUUCAUUUUUGUUCAUGUUCACGGCUGUUUUCGCCCAAUUGACUUCCAUUAUUAUGACAUUUUUUUGAUUGCAAAACCAUGACACCAAAUAAUCAUGCAUUCUUGAUUGUUGGUGGUUUCCCCUGUUGGGAAGAGGCAACAUUUGUAUUUUUCACUGUUGAUCAUCUGCUGGCGGCAUUAACUCUUUAGAUAGACCUGUGCAAAAAAAAAAAAAAAAAAAUCUUAGUUUUUGGAUUUUAUAUGAAGUAUUACAGCGAAUCAAAGUGUGUAUGUAUGUGAGUGUGUGAGAGUGACCUUUGCGCACUUAUCUUGAGUCAGAGAAAAUCAAAAUAUGCAUCUUUAAACAGAGAAUCAUCUAAUAUAGUCUAAAUAAAGUAAACAAAGGCAAAGUCUGUGUAUUUACAGCAGUUAAAUUCAGUGGAUGUUUCCAUCCCUAACAUAACAGAAGGUACCAAAUUUAAACAGUGCACAAGAGUUAAACAAUGAUUUCUGUUCAUAUAAAGCUCAAUCUGCGUGUUCUGUGAACAUAAUUACCCACAGUGUGUACUAUAAAAUCACACAGACGUCCAAAAUCUGUAGUUUUUUGCAUUAAUCUUCAUUUCUGUUAUUACCAUUUUCGUUUAUUAUCUCUAAAGCAGACUUUUAUUUAUUAUACGAAUACAUUAUGAUAUAAGAUUUUGAAUCAUUUUUUAAAAUGAACAACUAAAUGAUCAUUCUUUAUAUCAGGAAUGGGAAAAUUCUUAGUUAAAAUGGAUAUUUUUAAUAUCAGAAAUGACAUUUUCAGUAGUUAAAAUGAAUUAUAGUGUAACAAUGACUUCCUUACUCAUAGAAACCGAAUUCCUGAUAUCAAAAAUUCUACUUUGACAUUUAGGAGGAAAAAUAUAUUUUGAUACUUGUUAUUGUACUUUCAAACAUCAGGUACCAAUAAUUAACUUGUAAUUAAAUUUCAGUAGCUGAGAUGCAAAUUCUUGAAAUAUGUACUGUACACGUAUUUCAACAUGUUCAAUGUGAUAAUAGAGUUAUGAAGAAUUUCCACAAGUAUUUACUCAGCUUUUGAUAUUAAGAAUGCAUUUUUAGUAGUGCAAAUUAAAUUACUGAUGUCAAAACUAGCCAAGAUAAUAGUUAUUAGCAGAAAAUGUAAUAUCCUUCAUCAGUGUGAAAACACAGCAACAAAAUAUUAUGUUUUGUCUUGGUUCUAGUUUAAAUAUGUUUAAAAAAUAAAUAAUAAAAAAAGUAAUCAAGAAGUAAAAUUUAUUGUCAUAUUUUCAGGAAUAAAUUGUCAAAGUUAAAGGUUUCCUUAAGACCCCAGUGGCAAUUAUUUUGCUUGUUUUAAGGAAAAACUUUUUAAUUAUUUAUUUGAAAACUAGACAAUUAUUACUGCACUCGUAAAAUGACGUUUGCUCAAACUACUGAUUUAGAAACUGCCGAGUCGAAACAACACGAUUCUUGAGGUUUUUUUUUUUUUUUUGGGUUGGGGGAGUAGGGGGGGU
This is a messenger RNA of Danio rerio (zebrafish), 11202 nucleotides long. NCBI's taxonomy places the organism in Eukaryota, Metazoa, Chordata, Actinopteri, Cypriniformes, Danionidae. The record is from RefSeq and is a predicted model, not a curated record.